AUGUUUUACACUCAUCAAGAAAUUGAUGAAUUUCUUCCAUUUCUAUACUGUAUUAUCACUUUGUCCUUUGUAUGGUUUCUCCUCAAAUUUUUCUACAGGCCCACUGCUACAAAAAAUCUUCCACCAUCACCUCCAAAAGUGCCAGUCUUGGGCAAUCUCCACCAAUUGAGUGCGUUGACUCACAGAUCACUCCAAUCCUUGGCAAAAACAUAUGGUCCUAUGAUGCUGCUUCACUUUGGCAAUAAGCCAACAGUCAUUGUCUCAUCAGCCUAUGCAGCGAAAGAGAUAAUGAAAACUCGGGAUCUAAUCUUUGCCAAUAAACCUGACUCAAGUGUUACCAGGCGAUUAAUGUAUGACGGGAAGGAUGUUUCUCUCGCGCCCUAUGGUGAAUACUGGAGGCAGUUAAAAAGCAUUUGUGUUCUCCAGCUUUUAAGUCAUAAGAGGGUCCAGACUUUUCGUUCCAUCAGGGAAGAAGAAACAGACCUUUUGAUUAAAAAGGUAUCAGGGAAUAUAUCUGCAACAUCAUCGCCAGUGAAUCUGAGUGAAAUAUGCUCUUCCCUUGCAAAUGAUGUGAUCUGCAGAGCAGCUUUAGGAAGGAAAUUCAGUGAAGAGGAGAGUGGAAAGAAAUUUCUGAAUCUACUGAGGGAAUUUUCAGAGUUAUUGGCAAAUCUUAGUGUGGGAGAAUUCAUUCCAUGGCUUUCAUGGAUUGAGAGGGUUUCGGGGUUUAAGGCUAGAGUGGACAAGGUUGCUAAAGAAAUUGAUGAGUUCCUGGAGGAAGUAAUUCAGGGAUGCUUGGAUGCUGGACAAGAUCUAUCAGGAAAGGCAGUUCAGAAUGCAAAAACAGAGAACUUUCUUGAUAUUUUGACCACAAUUUACAACGAUAAAACUACCGGUGUCUCCAUUCAUAGGGACAGUAUUAAAGGAAUACUCGUGGAUGUUUUUGUUGGUGGAACUGACACCACAUCAACUGUUCUAGAAUGGACAAUGACAGAGCUCUUAAGACAUCCUAAAAUCAUGACGAAGCUGCAAAAUGAGGUGCAAUUCCAACAGUUCCUUGACUGGCGCUCUUAG
Fraxinus pennsylvanica is the source of this 1071-nucleotide messenger RNA. The record is from the annotation of a GenBank genome assembly. NCBI's taxonomy places the organism in Eukaryota, Viridiplantae, Streptophyta, Magnoliopsida, Lamiales, Oleaceae.